AACAAUUAAGAUAGUUCUUACAAUAAAAUUAUCUUUAAUUUUUUUAACUAGCUUUUCUUCUUCUGUGUGUUAUUUUUUCCUGAAAUAAAACAUUCCUGCAAUUUCUUCAAACAUGUUCUUUGUAUAACUAUUGAUAUCACAACGCCACAAUAUUCAAUAUUUUUUCCAAUGACGCAAUAUUCGACAUUGAUUAAAAAUAAAUGAAAAUUAUGGUCGUUACUGCUACCAUUAUCGUCGAUAGCUAAUUGUUGAAAAAUUAUAUGUCAACGUGAUAAGAUGUGUAAUACAAGUGUAACAACGCAAUUCGGAACUCUAUGGAAAAUGGCAACAUAGUCACAUGUACACAUACUACGCAAUCGAAACAUUAUAUGCCCCAUCUAUGAUUGUUGCUGCUAGAACUAGUGUGAGUUAUAGGUGAGAAUACAAAAGGAGUUUAAUGUCACUGGUCACUAUCGCGCAGCGUUUAUACAGGGUCAUUGGUAAUUGGUGGUACAAGCGGAAAGAGGGUGAUUCUACGCGAAAAAAGAAGUCGAAAAUAUAGAAUAAAAAAAUUUUUUUUUUUUUUAAUUUUUCCAUCGAGACAACGAUCUACAGUGAGAUUCAUUAUAACGAGACGUGAUGAAGUGCACGCGGACCGAGCGAAAAUUCAAAGUCGAUUUUCUCGAAAACAAAGCCUCAAACGAAAAAUUUUUAUUCUAUAUUUUCGACCUCUUUUUUCGCGUAGAAUCACCUCCUUUCCGCUUGUACCACCAGUUACCAAUGACCCUGUAUAUUUGAAAAAUAAUCAUUAUACAAUGUCACUAUUUGCAUUUUUACAGGUAUCAUGACCUCUUUUUCACUUCAUUCGAUAUUUUUCGUUCUUAAUGAUCAUUUUCUGCAAAUUGACUGAUUACAUAUAAACUUGAUUUUAAUCGUUCUGUUAUAAAUAUGUACAUCGAAUACAAGAAUGACAAAUAAGAAAGCAAGAUGCAACAGGACACUCAAAAUUCAUUAGAAGUUAUUCGCAUAACUAAAAAGAUAUUUAAAGUACUUUCUAAAAUAUUUCAAAAACUAACAAAUGGAGAAAUGAUGUCAAUGGAUGGUCUUUUUUGAAAAAUGUCGAGCGGUCUGGCUCAAGUUGGAAAGAGCCGAAAAGAAAGAGAGAGAAUCUUUUGAACCGUUUGGUAUCGGGCAACUCAAACAUUUGGGUGGACUUGAAAAAAGUCGAGCAGUCUUUCAAUCAAGUGAAUACCAAUCAUGAGAACCACAAAAGUUACUCCUUUACGGCUGAUAUCCACCGGCUCUACUUUUCGAAACCGGUUAUCUGAACAUACAGAACAGUUAAAAAAAUGUGAUCCAGUAAAAAGAUCAACAGUUGAUCCUGCAACAGUAGAGUUUCAUUCUAAAAUGGGCAGUAGAUGGUGGGACACUAAUGGUGAAAUGCAUGCUUUGCAUUCGUUAAAUCCUCUUAGAGUACAAUUUGUUCGAGAUGGUCUAGCAAAUACAGGAUUCAAAAUAAAAUGUCCUUAUUUGCCAUUAGAAGGGAUUAAAAUAUUGGAUGUUGGUUGCGGUGGAGGAUUAUAUUCGGAAUCUUUAGCUAGAACAGGAGCAAACGUGACUGGGAUUGAUGUUUCUUCAGAGUUAAUAACGGUUGCAAAAGGACAUGCUGCUUUGGAUCCUAGUUUAGAUGGAAAAUUAAACUAUGUUCAGACAACUAUUGAAGAUUUUGCAUUGAUUAAUAAAGGAGUAUUCGAUGCUGUUGUUGCUUCAGAAGUUAUAGAACAUGUAAAUAAUAAGGAAUUAUUUUUAAAGUGCUGUGUAAGUGCUUUAAAAUCUGGAGGAUCAAUAUUUCUUACAACUUUUAAUAAAACGUUAUCUUCCUGGCUUGGAGGCAUAAUCACAGCUGAACAUAUUUUAAAGCUAAUACCAAAGGGCACCCAUGAUUGGAAUAAAUUUGUCACUCCUGCCGAAAUGCAGUCCAUAUUAGAAACAUGUGGUAGCAAGACAAAAUUGAUUCAUGGACUAUUUUACAAUCCUUUGAAAAGAGAGUGGUCUUGGAGGGCCUCAACAGCGAUAAAUUAUGCACUUCACGCGGUAAAGAGAAAAGAAGAGAAAUAAAUGACAUAUUCUAUUCUUUCAUGCAUUAUUAUUUAUAUAUUAUUUAUUGUUUAUUAUAUUAUAUUAUAUAUACUUUUAUAUGUUGGUAUUUAUAUACUUAUUGGGGUUAGUUCAGUAUUUUAUAUACGUAUGUAUAUAUUGUAAUUUAUAUAUUGAUAUAUGGCACUAUUAUUAUUAUUACUAUUAUAUUAUA
Bombus huntii is the source of this 2290-nucleotide messenger RNA. It is a transcript of the gene Coq3, whose product is annotated as ubiquinone biosynthesis O-methyltransferase, mitochondrial. The record is from RefSeq and is a predicted model, not a curated record. Gene Ontology annotation, molecular function: 2-methoxy-6-polyprenyl-1,4-benzoquinol methyltransferase activity. NCBI's taxonomy places the organism in Eukaryota, Metazoa, Arthropoda, Insecta, Hymenoptera, Apidae. The transcript is spliced from 6 exons. Gene Ontology annotation, biological process: ubiquinone biosynthetic process. The coding region runs from base 1237 to 2097 and encodes 286 amino acids.